UUUUGGUUUUGUUCCGUGUGCCGAAGUGAAAGCAGAAACGCGAUUAGUUCCACGGCGCAGGACAAACCAGCACGGUGACUCGGCAAGACAGCAGCGCUUGGACUUUGUCGCACAUAGAACGGAAGAACGGCAGAACGGCGACAUCGUGGUCUUGCUCAUUAGUUGUUUAUUGUUUUUUUUUUUGUUUGGCCUUCUUUUUUAAACAACAGCUCGCAUCGUCGACGUUUCACACGCGGAUCGGUUUUGCCGACACCGAGAGUGGACAGAGAGAAGGGUUAUUGAUGUCCAGCUCGCCGCUGUCCAAGAAGCGUCGCGUGUCAGGAUCAGAGACGAAGACGGGAUCCCACUGCUCCUCCUCAAACUCUGUCAGAACCGAACUAUCCCACACACCAACUAACGGCAUGGCUAAGAAUGGAAAUGAUGCUGAGAUUGAUGAAGGCCUGUACUCCAGACAGCUGUAUGUGUUGGGUCAUGAUGCAAUGAAACGCAUGCAGAACUCCAAUGUGCUGAUCUCAGGACUGCGUGGACUAGGUGUAGAGAUUGCCAAGAAUGUCAUUCUGGGUGGAGUCAAGAGCGUCACCCUACAUGACGAAGGAGUGGCCGAGUGGCGAGACCUCUCCUCACAGUUUUACCUGCGUGAGGAUGAUGUGGGGAAGAACCGUGCUGAAGUCAGUCAGGGGAGGCUAGCAGAACUCAACAGCUAUGUUCCUGUGACGUCUUACACUGGAGCUCUCACCAAUGACUACCUGUUACAGUUUCAGGUGGUGGUGCUGACCAACUCUACGCUUGAUGAACAGAAGCAAGUCGGUGACUUCUGUCACAGCAAAGGCAUUAAACUGAUCAUCGCUGACACACGUGGUCUUUUUGGGCAACUUUUCUGUGAUUUUGGAGAGGAAAUGACUGUUUAUGACCCCAAUGGAGAGCAGCCUUUAAGUGCCAUGAUCUCUAUGAUCACAAAGGAUGUUGCUGGUGUGGUAACUUGUCUGGAUGAAGUGAGACAUGGCUUUGAGAGUGGCGACUACGUCACCUUCACAGAGGUGCAGGGUAUGACUGAGCUUAAUGGUUGCCAGCCAAUUGAAAUUAAAGUCCUUGGACCCUACACUUUCAGUAUAUGUGAUACCACAUCUUUCUCAGACUAUGUGAGAGGAGGUAUUGUGACACAGGUUAAGAUGCCCAAGAAAGUUGCUUUUAAAACAUUUUCGUCAUCAAUGUCAGAGCCGGAGUUUCUUCUUACUGACUUUGCCAAGUUUGAUCGUCCUGGCCAGCUGCAUGUGGGCUUUCAGGCUCUGCAUGCUUUUGAGAAGAAACACAGCCGUUCUCCCAAACCCUGGAACCAGUCAGAUGCAGAUGAGCUGGUUGCACUGGCUGUGGAGGUGAAUGCAGCACAGUCUGACUCUGCCAAGCAGGAGGAGCUGGACCAGGCACUGCUGAAAAAGCUUUCCUAUCUUGCGGCUGGAGACCUGGCUCCAGUCAAUGCCUUUAUCGGUGGGCUUGCUGCCCAGGAGGUUAUGAAGGCAUGCACAGGCAAAUUUAUGCCCAUCGUUCAGUGGCUGUAUUUUGAUGCACUGGAAUGUUUACCUGAAGCACCUCUCACAGAGCAGGAAUGUGCACCUAGCGGCUGUCGAUAUGAUGGACAAAUCGCUGUUUUUGGGUCCAAGCUGCAAGAACUGUUAGCCAAACAGCGAUACUUUUUGGUGGGUGCAGGAGCAAUUGGCUGUGAACUAUUAAAGAACUUUGCUAUGAUGGGUCUGGCCAGUGGGGAGGGUGAAAUCAUUGUUACUGACAUGGACACAAUUGAGAAAUCAAACCUCAAUCGGCAGUUCCUUUUCAGGCCGUGGGAUGUGACGAAGAUGAAGAGUGAGACUGCUGCUGCUGCUGUGAAGCAGAUGAAUCCAUCUGUCCAUAUCACAGGCCAUCAGAACCGUGUUGGGCCAGACACAGAAAAAGUCUAUGAUGAUGAUUUCUUUGAGAGCCUGGAUGGAGUGGCCAAUGCCUUGGACAACGUGGAUGCACGUAUGUAUAUGGACCGCAGGUGUGUGUACUACUGUAAACCUUUGCUUGAGUCUGGAACUCUGGGCACUAAAGGGAACGUACAGGUGGUGAUCCCCUUCCUCACAGAGUCUUACAGCUCUAGUCAGGAUCCCCCAGAGAAAUCCAUCCCCAUCUGUACACUAAAGAACUUCCCCAAUGCUAUUGAACACACACUCCAGUGGGCACGUGAUGAGUUUGAGGGACUUUUCAAACAGCCUCCGGAGAAUGCCAUCCAGUAUCUAACAGACCCAAAGUUUAUGGAACGCACAUUAAAGCUGCCUGGAGCCCAACCUGCGGAAGUCUUGGAGGCUGUGUAUAAGAGUCUGGUGACUGAUUGUCCAAAGAGCUGGGAUGACUGUGUAGCUUGGGCACGCAACCACUGGCAGUGCCAAUACAGUAACAACAUCCGCCAGUUACUGCACAACUUUCCUCCUGAACAGCUCACAAGCUCUGGAGCACCUUUUUGGUCAGGACCCAAAAGAUGUCCUCAUCCUCUACAAUUUAGCACCAGUAACGAUCUGCACCUAGACUACGUCAUUGCUGCAGCCAACUUGUUUGCCCAGACGUAUGGUCUACAGGGCUCAACUGACCGCGAAGCUGUGGCCAAGCUGUUGCAGAAUGUCAAAGUACCUGAGUUUACCCCUAAAUCUGGCGUUAAGAUCCAUGUAUCUGAUCAGGAGCUGCAGAUUGCCAAUUCAUCACUGGAUGACUCGAGGCUCGAGGAGCUGAAAACCCUCCUGCCGUCUUCAGAGGCAUCAUCCCAGUUUAAACUCUGUUCCAUAGACUUUGAAAAGGAUGAUGAUACAAACUUCCACAUGGACUUCAUAGUAGCAGCAUCUAAUCUGAGGGCAGAAAAUUAUGACAUUCCUCCAGCAGACAGGCACAAGAGCAAGCUCAUUGCUGGUAAGAUCAUUCCUGCCAUCGCCACGACAACAGCUGCAGUAGUCGGCCUGGUGUGUCUGGAGCUGCUGAAGAUUGUUCAGGGUCACAAGAAGCUCGAGAUUUUCAAGAAUGGAUUCAUGAACCUUGCAUUGCCGUUCUUUGCCUUCUCUGAUCCCAUUGCUGCUCCCCAGCACAAGUACUACGAAAAGGAUUGGACGCUAUGGGACCGCUUUGAAGUGCAAGGCAUUCAGCCAAACGGAGAGGAAAUGACACUCAAACAGUUCCUAGACUACUUCAAGAAUCAACACAAGCUGGAGAUCACAAUGCUCUCUCAUGGCGUGUCCAUGCUUUACUCUUUCUUCAUGUCGGCAGCCAAGCUCAAAGAAAGACUGGAGUUACCCAUGACUGAGAUAGUGACCAAGGUGUCAAAGAAGAAGCUGGGGAAGCAUGUUAAAGCACUAGUGUUUGAACUCUGCUGCAAUGAUAUGACCGAUGAAGAUGUGGAGGUGCCCUAUGUCAGAUACACCAUUCGCUGAGAGGACAUCCAAGUUGGAGGGAUGGGGGGAUACAUUGGAUUCGGGAGGAGGAUUAAAAAUCAGAUAGUGUUUGCAUCAAUGGGGCCCAAAGUAUAAAUCUAAAAUUUAAAACAUGAUCACAAAUACCGAUUAGAUGUUGACUUCAGAACUCGGUGUCUUUUAAACCCCAACUUGACCCUAGGGGUCAUACUCCUGCAUUUGUAAAUGUUUCCUAUGCCUGUUGGCAUGGAUCAGUAGUAUUGGGGGAGAAUGUGCACCUUUUGCGAAUGAGUGCUUUGACUAAGUGUUAUUUAAAACUGGUAGUAAAGCUUCAGCUUAAUAGUAGAUAAAUAUGCUCAGCACUCCUCCGUGUGACAAGACGAUGGCUCUUUUUAAAAAGGUUAUUUUUCCCACUUUGUGCUUCUCACCCUUUUUUCCCCACAAUGGGCAAUGUUUGGCUUUGUUUUUAAACACUUUCAUGCAUAUGGUAUAAAAUUGAAUGAUGCCAAAAAGAAUGCAAACUGGAUGUUAUGACAUUUAAAUGUAAAUGCUUUAAUCUUUUUCCACACUUGUUCACAUCAUUUGAUACACCUCGUAGCCGUGGACUAUAUAUAAUGGCACCUUAUAAAUACAAGCUGAUAAGGGAAGGUAUGGGUGGUUUUACUUGGCUGGGUGCUACUUCCGGUUAAUGUAUCAAGGCAUGUUGGUCCCUUCACUCUGACCCCUUUCUCCUCCCUGGAUCCAGUCGGUGUGUCCUAUUUGCUUCUCUGGCUUCUUUUUGGAUCGGGGACAUAAAACCUGCACAUAAGUUGAGGUUCUCUUUUUUUGGGUUGUGAUGGCGCACACCUUGUAGGACAAACUAUUCUUUCUAUUUUGUUAACCUCCAGGAAACAUUACAGUAAAUUGUGGUUUUAAUCUGUAAUGGGAGCACUUAGUCUGAUUCUGAUAGUGAAUAAAGUUGUAAAAGAG
Molecule: messenger RNA, 4397 nt
Organism: Tachysurus fulvidraco (yellow catfish)
Lineage: Eukaryota; Metazoa; Chordata; Actinopteri; Siluriformes; Bagridae
Gene: uba1
Product: ubiquitin-like modifier activating enzyme 1
Exons: 26
Coding region: 282-3449 (1055 amino acids)
Biological process (GO): protein sumoylation
Cellular component (GO): SUMO activating enzyme complex; cytoplasm
Molecular function (GO): SUMO activating enzyme activity
Source: RefSeq, a predicted model, not a curated record